AUGAAGGCUCUGCUUGUUCUGGGGCUUCUGCUCCUUUCCGUCACUGUCCAGGGCAAGAAGUAUGAAAGCUGCGAGUUGGCCCGAACUAUGAAAAAACACGGAAUGCAUAACUUCAAGGGAAUUAGCCUGGCAACCUGGAUGUGUGUGGCCAAGUGGGAGAGUGGUUAUAACACAAAAGCUAUAAACAACAAUCGUAAAGACCAAAGCACUGACUAUGGAAUAUUCCAGAUCAACAGCCGCUACUGGUGUAACGAUGGCAAAACUCCCAAAGCAGUUAAUGCCUGUCGUGUAUCCUGCAAUGAUAUGAUGAAAGAUGACAUCUCUCAAGCCAUAGCUUGUGCAAAGAGGGUUGUCAGUGACCCAGCAGGCAUUCAAGCAUGGAGGGCAUGGAGUAAACACUGUCAGAACCAAGAUGUCAAUCAGUACAUUAAGGGCUGUGGAGUGUAGAGGGCU
Molecule: messenger RNA, 453 nt
Organism: Tupaia belangeri chinensis (Chinese tree shrew)
Lineage: Eukaryota; Metazoa; Chordata; Mammalia; Scandentia; Tupaiidae
Product: lysozyme C
Exons: 4
Coding region: 1-447 (148 amino acids)
Biological process (GO): defense response to Gram-positive bacterium; defense response to Gram-negative bacterium
Molecular function (GO): lysozyme activity
Source: RefSeq, a predicted model, not a curated record